Molecule: messenger RNA, 1702 nt
Organism: Stylophora pistillata
Lineage: Eukaryota; Metazoa; Cnidaria; Anthozoa; Scleractinia; Pocilloporidae
Product: nucleoside diphosphate kinase 6, mitochondrial
Biological process (GO): UTP biosynthetic process; CTP biosynthetic process; GTP biosynthetic process
Molecular function (GO): nucleoside diphosphate kinase activity
Source: RefSeq, a predicted model, not a curated record
GUGACGAGUUUCCCGGAACAAAUUAUCAAGCGUCCAAAACACCUGAGACAAAACGUUGGCCAUUUGGGUGAUUUCUUGCUAUUUCUCGUCGUUUUAGGGAACCUUUGAGCUUUUCUACUCUACGAAAUUUGUAAAAGAAAACCAAAAUUUGCGAGCUGGCUUCACUAAAAGUGCAUCAGUCGGCUGUAUAGAGCUGUAAGCAGAACGAGUCUUCCUGUUAAAGCGACAGUGAAUAAAAAACAUCAGCUCUUUGUUCGUGCACAAAAUGUGUCGAAGCCGACUUCAGUUGACGCUUGCGAUUCUAAAACCAGACCUAAUGAUGCACCCAGUGAGAACUAAGGAGGUAAAGAACAUCAUAAAGGACAAUGGAUUUCUUGUAAUCCAAACUAAAGUUACCUCUUUCAGUCUUCAAGAUGCAGAGAAAUUUUAUGAGGAGCACAGGGAGCGGUUUUUCUUCAGUAGGUUAACUGGAUAUAUGAGCAGUGGCCCAAUUACAGCCAUGAUUCUUGCUAAAGCGAACGGUAUUGCACACUGGCGGGAACUGAUGGGACCCACAAAGACCUAUAGAGCAAGAGAUAUCGCUCCAACAAGUAUCCGAGCUUUAUACGGAAUAAGCGACACUAGAAAUGCUACCCACGGCUCAGACUCCGAUGAGUCCGCUAAAAGAGAAAUCGGCUUCUUCUUCCCCCACUUUGACAGCGAAAGCUGGUUUGAAACACACGAGCCAUUUUACCGCGAGAACAGACAUUCACUGGCUUGGGAUAACGAACGAGAGAUUCAUUACGUACCCUAACGAACAACUCUAAUGGCAAAGGAAAAGAAAAGACGCGAACUGAGAUUACAGUAUUGGCGGGGAAAAAGAAUUACAAAAAAUGGAAGAAAGAAACUCUGAGCUGGAGAUUUCCUGAAAGUAUGACAUAUCAGUGAGGUGCACGAGAAAGGCGUCACAAGAUGGCAGAACUUCACAAACCGGCACGUGCAUUAUCGUCCACUUCGUUUUUAGUUCAGAUAUUUAUUUCACGAGUAUUUAUUUGCACGUACAAACUCAAGCCAAAGCUCGAGUGGAGAGUAAUAAUGUCCUUUUCAGUAGUCAUUUAUCAUCAAUCAUUUGAAACCUUGAAGAAAAGAGGGUGUACCUGUAACGUGUGUGUGUGUCUGGAAGUUGCUUAGCAACUAUAAUUACAUCACUAGGCCAGGUCUCGCUUUUAGCAAAAACCGCGUGACACGAAAAGAGAACUGUGUGAAGCUAUUAUUUCCCAAUCGGAAUUUUUACGCAUAAUAAGAGUUAUUUUCUUCGUAACUACGAACGAAUAAUGUGCUCGUCAAAAACCUAAGGCGAGUUUACCCUUUACUCCCUAACAUCAGUAUGCAUAUUCUCCAUACUGUUUUCUCUACAACUCCCAGAGUGUGAACAAGGAGAAUUUCUUUAUCAAUCAAGAGUUUCUGUAGUUGUUGAUCAAUUUCAUUAUUCUCAUGACCGUAAUGUGUGGUUCAGGGGUGAUAUUGUAAGGAGAAAUUAGAUGCUGGUCACUCUAAAGUGUGAAAAGGUUAAGGGUAUGAAUUCGUCCAAUCCUCGCGCAUCUCUGGCCCAUUUACCCUCAAAUUUCCAUGAUAUGAUUCCCAAUUCUCCCUUCCAGCUAUCACGAGUUUCCUUGUAAAUUAGUUCUGAGAGUUUGUUAGUAAAUCUAUAUAACAACCUUGA